Messenger RNA from Lolium rigidum, 1299 nucleotides. RefSeq names its product putative serpin-Z12. The coding region runs from base 1 to 1299 and encodes 432 amino acids. Lineage: Eukaryota; Viridiplantae; Streptophyta; Magnoliopsida; Poales; Poaceae. Gene Ontology annotation, molecular function: serine-type endopeptidase inhibitor activity. The transcript has 2 exons. The record is from RefSeq and is a predicted model, not a curated record.
AUGUCUCCCUUUUGGAAGACCGUCCUCUGCCUGACACUGUUUGCCGCAUGGCGAUCGCAGUCGACGCAAGCACGCGGCGGCCCCAUGCUUGCCACGGCGCCUCCGGGUGGCCACUCGGCGUCAAUGGUAGGCAGCGACGCCGGCGGGGAGGCGUCGAGCCAGCUGCGUCUCGCCAGGGAGGUCGGCGUCCGGGCGGCAGCCGGCAGGAGGAGCAACUUCAUCAUCUCGCCGCUAUCCAUCCACGCGGCGCUCGCGCUGGUGGCCGCCGGCACGCGGGGCGAGACGCGCCAGGAGCUCCUGGGCUUCCUCGGGUCAGCGUCGCUCGACGAGCUGCACGGCGCGGCCGCGUCGGAGCUGGUAGGCAAGCUCAACGGCCUGACGCAGACGUCCUUCGCCUGUGGCGUGUGGGUCGACCGGGCGCACGUGCUGCAGCCGGAGUUCAUGGCCGCCGCCGGGUCGAGGUACGGUGCCACCGCGGAGUCCGUGGACUUCGCCAUGGACGCCGAGAAGGCCAGGCAGCGAGUGAACGGCUUCGUGGCGGACGCGACCAACAAGCUCAUCCGCGAAGUCCUCCCUCCGGGAUCCGUUGACUCGUCCACGGUAGUCGUCCUCGCCAACGCGCUCUACUUCAAGGGGACCUGGGCCCGGCCGUUCGACAAGUCGGCGACCUUCACCGCGCCGUUCCAUACCCCAGACGGCACCGUCGUGCGCGUGCCCUUCAUGACGACGGGCCGGUUCGAGUUCAAGCAGUACGUCGCCGUCUACCCGGGCUUCAGAGCCCUCAGACUGCCCUACAACAUCGACGGCGACCACCACGCGCCGCCGCAAGCUGCGUUCUACAUGCUUCUCCUUCUCCCGGACGGCGCCACUCUCAGCCUCGCGGAUCUCUACGACAAUGCGGUCGCGGCGCCGGAGUUCAUCAAGAGCCACACGCCGGCAGACGACGUCCCGGUCGGGCGGUUCAUGGUCCCAAAGUUCAAGUUCUCCUUCGAGUUCGAGGCGUCCUCGGACAUGCGCAAGCUUGGAGUCACCAGGGCUUUCAACGGCGGCGACUUCUCCGGCAUGGUGAGCGGUGGGGAGGGGCUCUCCAUCACGGGGGUGUACCAUAAGGCCACCAUCGAGGUGGACGAGCUGGGCACCGUCGCCGCUGCAGCAACGGCCGUGAGCAUUCCUUUGAGUGGAAGCUCACGGCCUCCGGUCGACUUCGUUGCAGAUCGGCCCUUCUUAUUCGCCAUUGUUGAGGAGAAAACCAGCGCGGUGCUGUUUCUUGGCCAUGUGGUCAAUCCUCUCGCUGAAUGA